This is a messenger RNA of Achroia grisella, 2957 nucleotides long. RefSeq lists its product as uncharacterized. The record is from RefSeq and is a predicted model, not a curated record. Gene Ontology annotation, biological process: rhabdomere development. Gene Ontology annotation, molecular function: protein binding. The coding region runs from base 335 to 2578 and encodes 747 amino acids. The transcript is spliced from 12 exons. Gene Ontology annotation, cellular component: plasma membrane; cilium; stereocilium tip. NCBI's taxonomy places the organism in Eukaryota, Metazoa, Arthropoda, Insecta, Lepidoptera, Pyralidae.
UCUGUGUGGAGCGCACGCUUGCUACAAGCCGUUGUCUCGACUCGGUAAACACCGCUGAUUUUAGUUUCAACCGGUAAUCGUCAGCCCGUGCUAUGACAUCGCCUCCACAACACAGGCCAACCGUGAAUUUUAAUUUUUAAACAGUAAAAUCAUCGGUAUCAACAGCGCAUUGGUAUUUUGUGAAACAGUGAAGCAGUUGAAAAGAACAUGGAUUCUUAAAUAAGCAAUAAGUGAAAUGGAACGUUGAUUUACAGUCAAUAUUGUAUAAUGAUUCGUUGUUCUAUAGUUAGAAGUGAAAUAACUGUUCCGCUGGAAUUUUAAUUAUUACGGUGAAAUGAAAAGUGUUACGAUGUACGCAACGUCGACAGCAUCAACAACCUCAGGCUCAGGGCGUGCUGCGUGUCUGCCUUCAGCAGAGCGCCGCAUUCGUGUAGUGCGGUUACUACGCCCUCGCCGGGCUGCACCGGCAUUUGGCUUCUCACUGCGAGGAGGACGAGAAUAUUCAUCGGGUUUCUUCAUUUCGAAGGUUGAAUUCAAUUCAGAAGCACAUCUACAAGGAUUGAAGGUCGGUGACCAGCUGGUGAGCGUGAAUGGUUACCGCGUGGACGAUGCGGUGCACGGCGAACUGGUGCAUUAUCUCGCAUCACAAUCUCGGCUCAAGAUCAAAGUUAGACAUGUUGGAAUGCUUCCCAUGAAAGAGAAAGCCCACGAGGCUCUUUCUUGGCAGUUUGUAUCAGAACGAGCAUCGUUAGCGUCUGACGUUUCCUCAUCACCUACUCUUUGUCAUGACACCGAUCGGCUUACAGACUUACGCCUAUCUAUAUUGGUACCGCCAAGGGCAAAGCUAGGAUGCGGAAUUUGCAAAGGUCCUGAAUGGAAACCGGGCAUCUUUGUACAAUUUGUUCGAGAAGGAGGCAUAGCCCGCGAGGCAGGUUUGAGGCCUGGUGAUCAAAUUCUAUCAUGUAAUGGGCAAGAUUUUGCAAAUGUAUCUUUUAAUGAGGCAAUAUCAGCCAUGAAAGCUACAGGUCGUCUAGAAUUGGUAAUUCGGGAAGGUGCGGGAGCAGACUUAGUAUCACCGGAGAGUUCGGGGUAUAAUAGUUCUGCAUCGUCAGCGGCUGGUGAACGCAGUCCCGCACCACCUGCACCAAUUACACCUCUGGCGCCACCGGCUGCUCUACGACGUCGGUUGGCAAGUGUUGCUGAGGAGGCUGCUGACAGAGCUGAUAGAUUGACUAUGAAUAGAAUGAAACGAAGAACAUGGGACAGUUUAGAUUUUGAUUGGAAAAAUGGUAAUAUACACAAUUUUGACAUUCCUUCAGAUAUCGAACCUGACUAUGAUAGUCCCAGUAUACCAAAUAAUCCACAUACAUACGAAAAUAAAAGUAUGAGAUGUAAAAACAACGAUUUCAUAACGAGCCCAUCGAAUAGAACAAUCAUAAAUUUGACUGAGGACGGUGCGACUAUACAAUGUAGUUAUGACAAUCAAUCGCCUAGAAAAAGCAAGUAUUCAGGCAGCCAUUUGAAUAAAGAUAAUGAGAAAAAGACUAUAGUAGUUGAGGUUCACCACACGAGUACAGCAGCAUGUGGGAAAUCCCACUGCAACUAUCCACCGCCUCCAAAAAAUGACAUGUCAGACUCAUCUAGUGUUUCUAGUUCCACCACAUUGUCAAGUGCCAUUGCGGAAGAGAUACAAAAAAGGAAAUUGAAUAAAAAAAACACAGCGAACGUUUCGUCUAACGAAGCAACUGCACCUCCAGUGAAGAAAGCUAAUGUACCAAAAACUAUAGAUAAUGAUCAGAAAAAACAACACGAUGCGUUAAUGGAUGAAUUUAAAAAAGUGCAUAGGAAAAUGUUUGCAAAUCAAGAAAAUAGUACUCCUGAAAAAAAUAGUAAUGAAGCAACCGAAGGAGAUAGUUUGGAUCGUCAACAAGCGUUGCCAUUGAGGAGGGUGGAGAAUUCACCAACAGCUGUCGCGGUCAAUAAUCACGUGCAACCAAAGCGAGAGUCCACCGACAACCCUCCACCCCCACCACCGAUGCCCAUCGUAAAUGGUCAACAGAAGAAAGUUGAAUCAAAUGAUUCCAAUGGUGAAAAGCUAGCUGCGAAAUCAAUUAAUGGGGAUUACAAUAAACCUUCAAACAUUAGGAAAAAUGGCACAUUGAUUCGAACGCCUACGCCAGAUUAUAACAAUAAGGCUGAUUCUCAUAUUCCUGUACCGAAAUUAAAUAAUAAAGAGGAGAAGGCAGAUAUUGAAUCACUCGAAUCUUAUAAAUUAAAAAAUCCCGCAAAUGUGCAACCUAAGCCUCCUUCAAAUUAUUUUGUCAGAGCACCGAACGGUACAGCUACAAUGAAAAAACAUGGGCGACCCGUAUCCGUGACAAUAGGCGAAUAUGUUGGUGGCACUAAUGGGCGAAGAGAACCAACCAAGUUAGAUUUCCUGAACGGUGACAGAUCUGAUGGCGACCAAGUAGAUAAUGAUGUAUCAAUCUCAAAUAGACUACAAUCUGAAUUGACUUUAACACUAUCUAGAUCCAAUUUAAGAAAAAAGACUGAUGCUUUGGCUGAUACUGGUCGAUGAAUAAUAUUAUUCGUACAACACAUAAAAAUUAGUUUUAUUUAUCUUCUUAUUGUAGGAAUUUAUAUUAUUAUGCUUUAGGUAAAACGUUUUCUAAAAACUUUGUUUAAAACAUUAUAUAUUUUAUAGAUACCUACAUAUUUGGUUACAAUUAGAACUUUCAACCAAAGUUAGCUAUUUAUUUAUUAUUAAAUUUUAAUGUCAAAAUAGGAUAUAUAUACUUGCAAAAAAAAAUACCUGCUGAACGUGCAUGAUACGUUAUUCAUAUUUUGGACUUACAUAUUAUUUAUAAAAAUAAAAUUUGUGAUUUGUAAAGAUUUACUAUGCCUCAUUUCUGAGGUUGCAUUAGUUAUUUAAAUAAAUAUUUUGUUUGAAUUUCCUA